This is a messenger RNA of Postia placenta MAD-698-R-SB12, 2049 nucleotides long. Its product is annotated as glycosyltransferase family 22 protein. Lineage: Eukaryota; Fungi; Basidiomycota; Agaricomycetes; Polyporales; Adustoporiaceae. Gene Ontology annotation, biological process: protein N-linked glycosylation. The transcript is spliced from 8 exons. Bases 1 to 2049 code for a protein of 682 amino acids. Gene Ontology annotation, molecular function: alpha-1,2-mannosyltransferase activity. Gene Ontology annotation, cellular component: endoplasmic reticulum membrane. The record is from RefSeq and is a predicted model, not a curated record.
AUGGCCUCCAACAUCCAGGAGAUUCGCUUUCGGCGACCUCUAUCCGCAAAGCCGACGCCUGUCGAGAAACCCAAGAACCGGCAUAGUGGGAUCCUGCAGGACAAGCUGCGAAGGUCGCAAAAGGCGCCAUGGUGUCCGUCGUUUUCCACGGCAGUAAAGAUAUUCCUACUCGUCCGGGUGGCGGGUGCAAUGUACUCGAAUAUUCAGGACUGUGACGAAGUGUUCAAUUUUUGGGAGCCCUUACAUUACCUCGACCGAGGGUACGGAUUUCAGACAUGGGAGACCUCUCCCGUGUACGCUAUCCGUAGUUGGGCGUACAUCUUCAUGCACCUCCUACCCACAAAGCUGGCGACAACGCUCAUAGGCCCAGAAAAGAGGCCUGCGUUUUUUGCUAUCCGGAUCUUUCUAGGCAUGAUUUCAGCGGUCUGCGAGACAUACCUCUAUAGAGCGGUGGUAGACAAGAUCAACUAUCGGGCCGGACGGUACCUUCUCUUCAUGCUCCUCUUCAAUGCGGGAAUGUGGACAGCGUCAACGGCGUUCCUCCCGUCCUCCUUCGCCAUGUAUGCGAACACUGUAGCAUACGCUUUCGUAAUCGAGCCAACAAACAAUACGAAUAUACGUAGAACGCUCUUCGCGACCCUGGCCUUCGCAGCCGGUGCAAUUGUCGGAUGGCCAUUCUCCCUCGCUAUCGCUAUCCCGUUCGUCUUCGAGGAACUGUUUAUAUACGGAACUGACAAGGUCACAUCGGAGAAUAAAACCACUUGGACCAUCGCCCGAUGGACAAGAAUGCUCAAAUGUGCCGCGACCGCUGCAUUGCUACUUGUCCCGGUUGUCGCCUUGGACACGGUCUUCUACGGCAAGCUCACGAUCGUCCCUUGGAACAUUAUCAAGUACAAUGUCUUCCCCGACGAGCAGCGCGGGCCGGACCUGUAUGGCACGGAACCCGCUAGUUUCUACAUCUCGAACCUCCUCCUAAACUUCAACGUAUUGGUCCCGCUCGCACUGGCAUCGAUCCCGGCACUAGCUAUUACAUACGCUUUCGACCGCAAGCGUCUUGGCGAGCGCACGAUUUUCGUAGACCAGAGCUCUCCGUACACCCUCAUGGUGAUCAGGCUCAUUCCAGUGUAUCUCUGGUUGGGCGUCAUGACUGCUCAGAGUCAUAAGGAGGAGCGCUUCCUCUUCCCUAUAUACACACUCAUCUGCUUCAAUGCUGCGAUCACGGUAUACUUGAUGAGAGGCUGGUUGGAAGUGGCGUACGUACACGUCACAAAGUCGCCGUAUCGGGCAUCUCGCGCGACGCUCUUCGGCAGGUUGACACUUUCUAUCGUAUCCGCGUCGUGCAUUUUGUCGAUCUCCCGGAUCAUGACCCAGUGGAAGUACUAUCACGCACCCCUCACGAUCUUCCAUGCACUCGAGGCCGACGAGAUUCCUCGUAUACUCAACACCACGGGACAUGUGUUCAUACCACCGCCGACAAACGAUACGAGACGCAUCGAAGACGACGAGCGCUACCCCCGAAUCGAUCCCUCGUUGGUUAAAGAAUUGGGCCUGCGACUCUGCGUAGGCAAGGAGUGGCACCGGUUUCCAGGGCAUUACCUCGUGCCCGAUGGCGUGCGCGUUGAAUGGAUAAAGAGCGAGUUUGACGGGAUGCUUCCUGCUCAUUUCGUCGAGACGCCCAAGGCAUGGGGUAUCCCGGCGAGAACGCAAGGCACCAGGGUCGUCCCAUCUGGGCUGAACGACCUGAACAAGGAAGCACCAGAACUCUACGCGGACGUAUCGCAAUGCGACUAUCUCGUCGAUCUGGACUUCCCGUUGCAUCCCAUUGAGUCCCUUCACGAGCCGCGUUACGCCGUGGAUGAGACAACAUGGGAUCGGGUCAAGUGUCUGCCGUUCCUCGACGCACGUUACUCGUCGACGCUGACCAGGACAUUAUGGAUGCCUGGUCAGAUGUGGCAACGAAACAAUGAGUAUGGGGACUAUUGUCUACUGAGGCAUAGGGAAAAUGUGAAGAUCAAAGAGCGGAUGAUGACGCUGAAAAAGGACGUGUAG